Ceratina calcarata is the source of this 3560-nucleotide messenger RNA. It is a transcript of the gene IntS4, whose product is annotated as integrator complex subunit 4. Lineage: Eukaryota; Metazoa; Arthropoda; Insecta; Hymenoptera; Apidae. Gene Ontology annotation, biological process: snRNA processing. The transcript is spliced from 7 exons. Gene Ontology annotation, cellular component: integrator complex. Bases 648 to 3401 code for a protein of 917 amino acids. The record is from RefSeq and is a predicted model, not a curated record.
UCCAGUGAAUCAACGUUCGUGUAACCGUUUUUCUUUAAAAGUGUCCGUUCGUGACUAACAGCGACUGAUUCGAAUCCCCGAAGGAAAGCCUCCAACAACAGUAAGUUAUUCGCUGUGACUUCUUCCUUUGCCAGAAAAUAGAACAACGCCGAUGAUCACGGGCAAAGCGUAUCAUGACAAUUUUCUAUUGAUCUCCAGCAGCCAUGUUACUGCCAGACCAAGCAUUAUUUUGACAGUUCCUUCCGCUGUCAAUCUGGCAUAAUUUCAUCGACGUUUCUAAAGCUCUUCUUUAUUGCAACCAGUUGCAACUAUAAACGCGUAACGAAAUAUUAUUAUUGGAUUAUCAUAUAUUGGACACCCACGUAAUACUGUGCCCAUAUGGUUAGAGUUAGAAGUCAGUCAGAACACGUCGCAUCAGCUGAUGUCAGGUAAUAGUAGAAUAUACUUCGCGUACAGUUCUAUUAGAUACUUGAUCGCUUCGAUCUAUAUGAAUGUAAUUGUCCUCGAAGGAAACGUUCUACGUUUUUUGUUAUACGGAUCAAUUCUGAAUUCUUACGUUCCGUGUUUUCCAAGUACUGAGAGAUGUCCGGAAGUAUAACCAAUGAGAAUACCAACGAAGCUCCGUACAAAUAUUGUAACUGAUUAGAAUGGCAGCUUUAAUGAAGAAACGAGUUCUAGCAGAGUUUAAUCAGAGUCAGGUCGUAAACGAACCGCCGUUAAAAAGGUUAAGAACAUUACGCCUCGUAUCUAGUUCAGGUGGUAAGAACGGCACUGAGGGAAGUUCAGCGUUAGCUUAUAUAGAAUGCCUCGAGAAAUGUAAGUGUGGAAACGAUGCUCUGCAGAUCCUCGUUCGCAUUUCUGACACGAUAGCAUACAUCUCUCCGGAAGACGUCCCUUCCGUAGUGAAGAAACUGUCGGAAAGAUUCAGCAUAGAGACGGAAGCAGCCGUGCGUGCCAAGAUACUAUGGAUAUUUACAGAACUAGGAGAGGUGACGAACGAUUCGGCGGAGAAGACGAGGAUCGUGAAUGAAACAGCUGAACUUCUUAAGAACGAGGAGUCGCACAGAGUCAAAAGUCAGGGUUUAGCGACUCUGUUGAAACUAGGGGACUACAACAGGACGCUCGUGUUGAAAAUUGCUCGCGAGCAUUUACCAGACACUUGGCACGGGGUGCAAACGCGAUGUCUCUCUAUCGUCGGCAGAUACUUGACCGCGAACACCACCGACGACACUUUGGCACUCGUCAGCAAUUACGCGCGUUCUCAAGAUCCUAGAGUGCGUGCCCAAGCGUUUGAGACGAUGGCCGAGCUCCACUCCUACAGAGGCUGCAGGCUGCCUGCAAAUUUCUUCGGGGAAGCCUGUGCCGCGCUCAGAGACGACUACGAGAUAGUUCGCAGAGCUGUGCUCAGAUUAAUAUGGCUCUUGGGCAGAGAGUAUCCCGAAAACAUCAUCGUCGGGCCGGACGGGGAAGAUAUACGUAUGAUAGAUUGCGCGUUUUCCCAGAUUUGUAGCUUCAUGGGCGAUCUGUCGCCCAGAGUCAGGGCCUCCGCGAUGUCUCUCUUAGGAACGAUGGAGAGCGUGUCGCAACGAUACAUAGAACAAGCGUUGGACAAAAAACAGAAAGUGGUAGAAACAGACAGGCCGGAAGUCGAGGAGAAGAGCGGAUCCUGUGGCGCGUUUAUCCACGGCUUGGAAGACGAGUUUUUAGAGGUGAGAACAGCAGCGGUCGAAGCUCUCUGCACGUUGUCCUUGGAGCAGCCGAACAUAGCCAGGAUCUCAUUGGAAUUUAUGGUCGACAUGUUCAACGACGAGAUACAAGACGUUCGUUUAAGAGCGAUCGAGUCGUUACGGAAGAUGUCGGCGAUCGUUACGCUUCGCGAAGAUCAGCUGGAAACGAUUCUGGGUGCUCUGGAGGAUUUCUCGGGUGAGGUGCGAGAAGGUCUGCACGCUACUCUAGCUGCCAGUCGAUUAGCUACGAGGAAUUGUCUUCUGAUGUGCGUGAACCGGUUGCUCGACAACUUGAGUCGAUACCCGGAAGACAGGGAGAGCAUCAGGAGUUGUUUGGCAGCUUUGGGAGCCUCGCAUCCGUACUUGACAUUACCUCUGGUACCGCAACUUCUCGGUCGACACCCUUUCUUCGACACACCGGAGCCGGACGUCGACGAACCUUCGUACGCAAGCGUGUUGGUCUUGAUAUUCAACGCCGCAUUGCAUUGUCCAAGCAUGCACGCUCUUUUCACGGAGCAUGCGUCGAAGCAUUAUCAUUACCUACGAGACACGAUGCCGCAUUUGGUUCCUCGAUUGCGACCGACCAUAAGCAGCGGACCUGAUUUCGGGAAGGAAGACAAAGCAAGCGAGGGUGCCGAACGCGGUGAGGAAUUCCUGGAGAAGGUGGUGACGGGCGUCGAGAACGCGAGGCCUAGCGGCAGGGUAUAUACGCAGCUCUUAGAAGCCGCGGCUGUUGAUCUCGAUCGGUUAGCAGAGAUGGAUCAUCGCAUGGAAGGAGCUGCGCGUUUCACCGUCCUUUACAUAAAGUGUCUGCUACUUUUGAAAUCCGUGUUGAACGAAUCCGCGAUUUCGUCGACGAACUCGGUAUCGACCAGCCCAUUACCGAACACGUCGACCAACGUUUCGGUGUUGCUUAAGAACACCCAAAAGUUGCAACGAUUGUUCAGCGGGCUGGGCGAAAACGAGAUCACGCUGGCGAACGACGUAUGGUUGAGGGCGUUAGCGGUGGAACUGAUUCGAGUGACCAGAAGCGUAACGGGAAGGAGUGCUCUUCCGCUCGCUCGUCAAUUCCUCUCCGAGGCCGAUUCUCUGCCUCAAGACACGUCGAAGCUCCCGGCUUUCUCGAGAGCUCUCGUACUUCAGAUUCCGACUUUGCCCGACGUGAAACCAGGAUCUUUGACGCGGAUGCUGUUGCCGUUGCUUUUAACGCCGGCGACGCAGGGAGAAGAACGCCUCCCACGACCGUCGGUGUCUACACGUUUCUGUAAGGCCGUCGUUGAGGAACCCAGAGGCGACGCGGAUGCCGCGUUGAAGUUCACUGGCGGCCUUCUACUAGGAAUUCCGUUGACAGCGAAGAUACUGAAUUUACGCGAUCCGAGCAUACUGCGGAUCAAACUGAGGCAUCCUGAUCAACAGAUACAGUUACUGUUACCACGACAGUCGGAUCUACGUGUACAGAACGCGGAGCAGAAUGACUACAGGCUGAAAACUACCGUUUUACUCUCGCAUCAAGUCUGGAUGGAGGCUUGUAACGUAGAGAUAUCUCUCGCGCUCCUCGUUUCAGCCUCCUCGUCCAUGUGUACGCAUUCACCCCUUGACGAUCCCUGCGUGAUAGAUCUCUGUAAACCGACUAAAGUGUCGAUCGCGCCAAAGCCUAUAAAGAGGGGAAUCUGAAUUUACUUUUUUACGCGACACAAUUUUGUAAAGAUUUCUUUUAUUGUAGAGUAAAGUCAAACCGUUGCUAAAUCGCUCUGUCCAUGUAUGAUACAAUUAUAAUCGAUGACGUUCGAUCUACUUCAUAAAAAGUAACUACGAAUACACGGUCUAAACGGA